GUUUUUCAUACCAGUUGGUAUCAGAUUCAGGUUCCAUUCUGGGAUUGUGUAUGGAUAACUGUAUAUCAUAAGAGAUCUGCUUGAUCAACAAGUUACAGUAUGGCGUCUGAUUGUAACUACCCUGCUGCAUUUGAAUCUCUCGUUCAAGGAAAGACAACCAACCUCCCCUCACAAGAGUCCAAUGUGGUCCGAGUAUUCCUAAGUUCAACUUUCACAGACACUAUCAAUGAGAGGAAUCAACUUCUGAAGGACGUGUUUCCGGACAUCCAGAAGUACUGUCAGGGUAAAGGCCUGGACUUUGAGGUGGUGGAUAUGCGAUGGGGCGUGCGGGACAACGCCACGGCCGAUCACCUGACCUCUGCCCUCUGUAUCAAAGAGAUUGAGACUUGCAAGAGGCUCUCCAUGGGCCCUCAUUUUGUGGGUUUCCUUGGAAAUAAAUACGGGUAUCGACCAUUACCACCAUCGAUCGACUCCGCCCACUUUGACAAGCUCUUCCAAGUCAUCCAAUCACAGGCGGAUCCCGAGGAGUGCAAACUGGUGACUGAUUGGUAUGUCCAGGACACCAACGCCAGUCCCCCGCUGCAUGUCCUUCAGCCAAUCACAGCACUCCUCUCAAAUUUCUACAAUGAAGAGCAGCCGGAGUUGCAGAAGAAGGACAGGGAUGAUUGGUGGAGGAUCUUUGGGAGGUUGCAGAGGAUUUUACAACGGGGAGCAAAGUCUGCUGCGGUUGAGGGAAUCAUCUCGGAAGAAGAGUCCCUUGUCUUUAGUGAAUCUGUAACGGAAACUGAAAUAAGACAAGGACUGAAAGACGUCUCUAACCCUUCAGAGAAUUGUCUGUUCUUCACUCGGGACCUACAGGGCAUAGGAGUCAAGCUGGAAGAUGAGGCCACAAAGAGAUACAUGGACCUCAUAGAUGAUGGUUCAAUCGAUGAAGAAGCUCGGACAUCUCUUGAAAACUUGAAGACCAAGUACCUCCCAUCGGUUGUCGGUGAGGACUCCAUCCAGCGGUACACCCUCCCCUGGACCCCGUCUGGAAUUGAUCCCUCCCAUCCCAUGCAUGCCAAGUAUCUGGACGACAUCUGCAACAAAUUCAGAGACGGAAUAACGAGGAUGAUCGAUCGAAGCCUGAAGCUGAGGCCAGAGGUCACCGAUCAAGCUGUGGCCAACCUCUAUGAGGAAGUUCUUCACCAUGCUAAAUUCUGCCACACAAAGUGCAGUGGUUUCCACGGCCGCAAGGAUCUCAUGACCAGCAUUCAAGACGUGCUCUCCAAGAAUCCAAGGAAACCCUUGAUUGUCCACGGUGUCUCUGGUUCAGGCAAGACCUCGGUCAUGGCCAUGCUUGCCCGCAAUGCCUCCACAUGGCUCAAACAAGAGUUUGUAGUGGUUCUUCGAUUCCUGGGUACCUCUGGACAAAGCAGUGGGAUUCAUUCAACGCUACAGUCUAUUUGCCGACAGAUUUGCUUUGCUUAUGGCUUGGAGCAGCCGACCUCAAGAAUCCUGGAUGAUUACACGGAGUUGUCAAAACUCUUCAGGAAAUUAGUUGCGACGGUUGCAACGUCCGAGAAGCCUCUCCUGCUGAUUUUCGAUAGUGUCGAUCAACUGUCACCAGCCAACGAUGCACACGCCAUGAACUGGCUUCCCAUGUCCCUGCCGCCAUACGUGCAGGUGGUCGUCUCAAUGCUGUCUGAAGAUGAGUACAAAUGCAGGGAGAAGGCUCAUCUACUCCUCAGCGGUGACAGUUGCUACAUCGACAUGCAGCCGGUCCCGCAAGAGACAGGACUAGAGAUACUGAACAGCUGGCUGGAGAUGAAACAACGGAAGCUGACAGAAGCCCAACUUGUGAAAGUCUCGACGGCCUUCUCAGGAUGCCCCCAGCCGUUGUUCCUGAAGCUGCUGUUUGAGACUGUCGUGCACUGGAAGUCUUACACGAGCACCUCGGAGAAGGCGCUACCAACCAGUGUGCGGAAGGCCAUCACGGAUCUCUUUGCGGAUCUGGAGCACAAACACGGCCAGAUCGUGAUCUCCCACGCUCUCGGUUACAUCUCAUCGGCGAAGAACGGAAUCGCAGAGGCUGAGAUCGAGGAUGUUCUGUCAUGCGACGACGAAGUCCUGAAUGAUGUCUACCAGUAUUGGGAUCCUCCUGCUGAGAACAUUGUUCGGUCCCCGCCUUCUCUCUGGAAGAGAAUCCAUUAUGAUGUGACUGAGUUUUUGUCGGAGCGCCAGUCAGGAGGUAAGACAGUCAUUGCAUGGUACCAUCGCCAAUUUAUUGAAGCCUCAGAAGAUCGCUACCUAAGCCAAAAGGAGACAAUCCUAGCACGACACCAACUCCUCGCCGAGAUGUUCCUCGGGUCUUACAGCGUAGGAAAUGUUCGACCAAUCAUCCUGGAGAAGCGCAAGAAAGUCUUCUCCCAGGCGGAUCGCCAGGUGGCGCCCCAGCCACUAGAGUUCGGUGUGGGUGUAUACAACAGGCGGAAGCUUUUGGAGUUGCCGCAUCACCUCGCAGAAGCAGGGAUGCUUGAGGAUCUGGUGUCCAAUGUCCUUUGCAACUUCAGUUGGCUGUUGACCAAGUUGAGGUGCUUCUCCUUCCUGGAGCUGAUGAUGGACUUUCGCCCCCUCAAUGAGGAGAUAAAUAUCCUGAUUGAGACGAUGUACUUGGCUAGCAGCAACCUCAAGGUGGACCCCUUGUGUCUCGCUGGGCAGCUCGUCGGUAGGGUCGGAGACUACAGAAGCAAGUAUCCAAACUUGGAGAAGCUUCUCCACCAAGCAGCUGAUUGGAUACAGAGCAGCUGUCUACCGGUGAUCGUGCCACGCGCUCCGUGCCUGAUCCCGCCCGGUGGACCGCUGCGCACCAUCUUUGGAGGUCAUCCCAGUGUGGUCUUGCGGGUGAUGUGUACUACAAAAGGAGACCUUAUGUUGUCCGGUUGUCUUGAUUUAGAGGGACUCCCAAUGCUCAACGUUUGGAAUAUGUCUACUCUAGAGCUUGUUCAUACCCUGCAGAAGAAGAACAAUGAAUCACCAGCAGUUAAGAGCAGCAAGAUCAACAUCUGCAUUACGAAUAACAGCAGAUAUGUUGUCUUCGGCAAACGCUCGCUGGCAGUUUUUGACUUGGUCAUUGGGGAGUGUCUUCUGGACUUGGACACUGAAGACAUGACAAGCUUCAGUAAUCUGCAAGUUGAUAGCGAUGACUCCAGAAUCCUAGCCUGUUCCCAGCCCGGUAACUUAGUUUGCGUCUGGAGCAUGACGGAUGACAAGAAAAAUUUCUCUCUGCAGCACCCCGCUGAAGUCAUUUUCUUCAUGUUGCUGCUUGCAGGAAAAAAGCUUCUCUCUGUCUGCAGUGAAGGGAAGUUCAGGGUGUGGUGUUUGAAGUCACAAGAAUGUCUGACUUGUCUAGAUGGGUUCGACGAAGGAAAGGUUCUAUCCUGUGCUACAAUCACACCAAGUGCCAACUCUCUUGUAACUGGAAGCACAGACGGUCAGAUUAAAGUCUGGUCUCUAAAGCCAUUCGUCUCGUCUGAACCAUCCUUGAUCGUUGAGUCGGAGUUUGCUGCACCUGUCACUAAGGAGCCCCUCUUGAGUAUCCUUGCUCACUCGGACACUACCUUGGUUCUCAGAGACAGUAGCAGUGCCUCUCGAAUCUGUCACCUCUACGCCGAUCAAGAGCCAAACAUAAUCGCCCUCAAGGGACAUGAUGGAUUGAUAACAUGCACAUGGACCUGUGAUCCCGACGCUAAAGAUUCAGAUAGCUUAGCUCUCCUGGUGACGGGAUCCAAGGAUGAUACAUUGAAAGUCUGGAGCUUGGAAGAUGGACGUUGCAUCAACACGCUGAAGGGGCACUCCUCUUGGAUAUCAGAUGUGACGACGGUCACAAUGUCUGACGGCCCGCGAGUAUUAUCAGCUUGUAAUGAUAAAACGGUGAAGAUGUGGAUACCGACUAAAGGAGAGGUAAUGGAACGAGACAGACACGAGUCGUCUGGUCAGUGUGUGGCGCUUGCGACCCACACCAAUCCGCUCAUCGGCAUAUCGGGCAGCAAAGACAGACUCACCAAAUUCUGGAACGUCAAUGAAGCCAAGUGCUUCUUCACAGCAGACUGCGCAUCCGUGGCAAUGGAGAUUUUGGAAGGGCAGGACCUCGCCGUCUGCGGCACGGACAAAGGCGAGAUGGUCGCUUUCAACCUGGUGACAGGAUCCGAGGUCUGGCGUCGAUCGGUCUUCAAGAAGAGCAUCUCGGUGAUGGCGUUAGCUCCGAAGCAGACCCUCCUGUUGUGCUCUAAGGACGGAUCGGACAAGCAGAUUCGGGUCUGCGAUGGCGCCAAUCAGUUAGAUGAGAAGUUGAGGUUGGAUGGGCAUGAUGAGGUGACGACUGCUCUUAGAGCGAGUGUAGAUUCAGAGAACCCCAUGUACCUGUCGGCCUCCAAGGCGGCAGGAGAGAUCAAAGCUUGGGACAGUGCCAUGGGGUUCUGCCUGCAGACUAUGGUGCAUGAACAGGUCUUCUCCAUGGAAGUCUCACCCAACUCCAAGUUCCUGGCCACUGGCUCCAACGUUGGCACCGUAAAGGUGUGGUCGCUAGCGGCCACUUCAGUUGGAAGCCUUCUAGCGGAGUUGUCCGGCUUGUACAAGGACACCAUCGUCUGCCUGGCGUUCGGUCAGGAGAAUCGUUACAUCGUUGUUGGGGCUCAUUGCGGGAAAGAGCAGCUGCUGGUCUGGGAUUUCCAGAGGAAGAACAGGAGGUUUCUGAUUGGCCACACACAUGCCGUGAUGUCAGUAAGCAUCACGACAAACAAUAAGUAUGUAUUCAGUAGCUCAAGAGACUGUACUAUCAAAGUGUGGAGUUUUGACACAACGGACCUCUUGGCCUCGUUUGACUGUCAGUCACAGGUCAAGUUCUUCAAGUAUGCCGAGAUUGCUGAGGACCACUACACCUUCAUCGCGACAAACCAGUCUGGUACCAUCACGAUGCUGGACCUGCUGCUAGCAAAGGCAAAGAGGAGAGGAGAUGAAGAGGAUACCAGACCACAUGUCUCGUCAUCGGCACCGAUGUCGGAGGUUAGUCCAUAUAAACCUGAGGUUUUAAACAAACCUUCGAACGGCACGCCGACCAGCGGGAGCGUGACUGGGGAAGAUAAAGUCAAGAAGAAAAUUUCUAAGAUUUGUACAACUAUCUAGAAACACAUGUAGGGUGAGGGUACAUGUCAUUGUCACCUGAGGAUGAAGACCUUCUUGAUUAUAGAAACUUGUCCCUAAUUAGGUUGAAUGUAACUCUUGUAUCAUAAUUUGGGUGUGAUUCCUGGCUACACGGCAGUUAACGGUUAUAAUAAUACAAAGCG
This is a messenger RNA of Asterias rubens (European starfish), 5324 nucleotides long. RefSeq names its product NACHT domain- and WD repeat-containing protein 1-like. The transcript has 13 exons. The record is from RefSeq and is a predicted model, not a curated record. Lineage: Eukaryota; Metazoa; Echinodermata; Asteroidea; Forcipulatida; Asteriidae. The coding region runs from base 100 to 5163 and encodes 1687 amino acids. Gene Ontology annotation, molecular function: ATP hydrolysis activity; protein binding.